This is a messenger RNA of Psilocybe cubensis, 705 nucleotides long. RefSeq lists its product as uncharacterized. The coding region runs from base 1 to 705 and encodes 234 amino acids. Gene Ontology annotation, biological process: endoplasmic reticulum unfolded protein response. NCBI's taxonomy places the organism in Eukaryota, Fungi, Basidiomycota, Agaricomycetes, Agaricales, Agrocybaceae. Gene Ontology annotation, molecular function: misfolded protein binding; ubiquitin-specific protease binding. Gene Ontology annotation, cellular component: endoplasmic reticulum membrane; Hrd1p ubiquitin ligase ERAD-L complex. The record is from RefSeq and is a predicted model, not a curated record. The transcript has 5 exons.
AUGCCUACUUUCAUAGACCAACUGGGUACGGAUAUCAUGAAGAUUCCUCCAAUAACCCGGUUUAUUUCUGGGUCUGCAGUGGCAGUAACCCUGGCAGAGAUGGGCCGUUAUGUCGACCACCGACAAUUGCUUUUCCAGAAAGAUAUGGUCUUUGGGAAGCUGCAGCUUUGGCGACUGUAUACCUCGUUCUUUGCUGGAGGAAACGAAUAUGGAUACCGCCACAUUCCAUAUACCUUUAUCUUGGACUUGAUGAUUCUGCACCGUAUGCUAAGUGACCUCGAAACUAAAUCAUACCGUCACUCGCCUGCAGACCUCUCGUGGCAGCUUUUUAUGGCUUGCAUUGUGAUCAUCAUUGCUACAUUACCUUUGAAUAUCGACUCAUUCUCGAGGCCAUUGCUUACAUGCAUUGUAUACCUUCGAGCUGCCUUCGCCGAACCUGGCGAAAAGAUAAACUUUUAUAGAUUCUUCCACUUCGACAUUCCGCUCGUCUACCUACCUAUUGCAUUAAUUGCAUAUGAUUAUUUCAUAGGCGGCCCUAAGUAUGUUGGACCAAGUGUCGCCGGCGCUGUCGUUGGACAUUUGUGGUGGUGGGUUGUCUGGGAGGGGCGAGGGGAUUUGCAGAUACGCUUGGCCAGACUCGUAGAGCUGGCAGAGCUGUUCGGCGGGAUUGACACACUUGUCCUGAGAAUGGAAGGAGAUACGUAA